CAAGCUGAUUUACGUAAACAAAGAAACGGAUGUUUCAAUGAUAUAAUACAUAAUUCUUGUGUGUUAUGAUAUUCAUAUGAAAUAAUAUAUCAGAUUUAUUUAAAUAUUUAUUUAGAUUAAUUAAAAAAGACCCCAAAUUCGUUAUGUGUUUAAGCUUUUAUGUCAGUAGGUUAAGUAUUAAGAGUUAGUUCAGAGUCUCUCAGACCUGAAGAGGGAAAACAAUGGGAGUUCAUGGAUUGUGGAAAUUACUGGAGAGCACAGGAAAGCCCAUCAACCCGGAAACACUCGAGGGGAAGAUCCUAGCAGUUGAUAUCAGCAUCUGGCUAAACCAGGCCGUUAAGGGCGUGCGGGAUCGUGAUGGCAACAGCGUCCACAACGCCCACCUCCUCACGCUGUUUAACCGUCUGUGCAAGUUGCUCUUCUUCCGCAUCAAGCCUGUCUUUGUGUACGAUGGAGAUGCACCUCUGCUUAAGAGACAGACCCUGGCUAUCAGGAGACAAAGGAAGGAGGAGAUGGCUCUUGAGUCGAAGCAAACCCACGAGAAGCUCUUAAAAACAUUUCUGAAGAGGCAGGCCAUCAAAGCUGCGCUAGGAGACCGCAGUCAAGAGACAAUUCCCAGCAUUUCUUCAGUGCGAAGAGACGAGGUGGAUGAAAUGUACGUCUUGCCAGCACUGCCCCCUGUAGAGGAAAAAGAAAGAAGCAGUUCUGAUGAAGAGUUAGAAAGAGAUGAGACACAAACACCAGAACCCUAUCUCGCAUUGCAGGAUGAGAUUUAUGAAAAUCCCAAUUCCAUAGACAUAAACUCUGAGGAGUUCCAGCUCUUGUCACCAGAGAUCAAACACGAGAUCCUCAAAGACAUGAAAGAGUUCAGCAAGAGGAGACGCACACUGUAUUACAAACCUCCUGAGAGGUCAGGAGACUUCUCUCAGUAUCAGCUAGCGGGGCUGCUGCAGAGGAAUAACCUGAACCAACGUCUGGAGGGCGUGGAGAAAGAAAUUAAUCACCACAGGUAUGGAGCGGUGGAGGAGGAGUUCGGCCAGGACGAACAGCGCAACGUCGAGUCACGCCGUCUCAUAUCUGAGGAUUCCUCACACUAUAUACUCAUUAAAGGGUCCAAAAAGAGCACACAAACUUCUGAGCACCAUCCAGCCCCAGAUCCCUGGUCUUGUGGCCCUUGGUCAGGAAAACGGAGGCCGAAAGGAAGACCAGAGCCGCUUUGGCGCCCAGCAUCAGAGGGCAUUCCUGAAGAAAACGAGCCGGCUUCUUCCUCUUCUUCAUCGACAACUCCAAAACCCAUCAUUUGUAGCGAGGAACCGGCUUCCGAUGGAGCGCCCCCCUCCCCACGAACCCUCAAGGCCAUCCAGGCAGCCAUGAUGGACAGCAGCGCGGACGAGGACGAACUGACGUCUAAGAAAACUCUCCAAGAUGAAGGAAACGGUGGUGUCUCACCCCGCACUUUGCAGGCCAUUCAAAGCGCCCUGACGGAGGACAGUAAUGUACCUGAAGACCUUUGCAGAGAAGUCUCUCUCAUCCCUCACCAGAAGAAGUACGUCGUCAUCAGUAGCUCAGACGAUGACGACGACAAUGCUAAGGAUCAAGCGGAAAGCACAGCGAUGGAAAGGAGUGUCUUGGAUGAGGCCCAGGAAGGAGGUGGAGUUUCUCCAAGGACGUUGCUGGCCAUUCAAAGAGCCUUGGGAGAAAAGGAGCCGUUUACUGCGAUCAAGAAGGUGGAGCAGGUGGGUUUAUUGAGCAGUUCUGAAGAGGAGGAAAUGGAAAAGGUAGUCGGAGUGAAGAGCAAGGAGUUCAAAGCUGCAACACUUCCUAAAAAAAUGGAGAGUGAAAAAGCUGCCCUAGAAACAGCCUUAUCAGUCUCAGAUCUACAGACUGAGGAGAAAACUUUGCCCCAAGGUGACGAAAAAGGUUCUGAAAGCAGAUUCCUGCAGGAAGGAAGUUUAAGAAUUGACUUGACUGAGGAGGAAGAAGAGAAGGAGGAGCAAAAUGGGCGUGUUGAAGUAAAGAGUGAAGAGGACGACAGCAGCUCUGAAGGUUUCGUCGAGGUGUCAGAAGGAGAAGAGGAGCCUUCUGAAUCAGAGGAUGAGGUGGUGGGGAGCGAUAAAGAGGAUAAAGAGGAGAGCCAAGAGAAAGAGUCCAGCGACAAAUCUCUGUCAUUAAGCGACAGUAAAAUGGAAGAGGAGAAAGAUGAAAGCUCUCGAGAAGAGAGCGCCGUUCCUGCUCCCAGUGAAUGGGACCACAUUGACACGGAGGAGCUGGUACAGUUGGAGAAAGAUUUGCAGGCAGAACAGAGCAAUCUGCAUGGGCAACAACAGCAACAGCAGCGCGGCGCCGCUACAGUUACAGGACAGAUGUGCCAGGAGAGCCAGGAGCUGUUGCGGUUGUUCGGCGUGCCCUUCAUUGUUGCCCCAAUGGAAGCUGAAGCUCAGUGUGCAACUUUGGAUCGGACGGAUCAGACGCACGGCACCAUCACUGACGACAGUGACAUCUGGCUGUUCGGGGGACGACACGUCUACAAAAACUUCUUCAACAGCAACAAAUAUGUAGAGCACUACCAGUAUGUGGACAUUCAGAACCAGCUAGGACUGGACAGGACUAAGAUGAUCAAUCUGGCCUAUCUCCUGGGUAGUGAUUACACUGACGGGAUCCCACGAGUCGGAUACGUCACAGGCAUGGAAAUCCUAAACGAGUUCCCUGGACCUGGUUUGGAACCUCUGACUCAGUUCAGUACGUGGUGGAACGAAGCUCAAACCAAUAAGAAGUUGAUUGCUGAUCCAAAGGACACAAAAGUGAAGAAAAAGCUAAGAGAGUUGAAUCUUCAUCCAGGCUUUCCUAACCCUGUUGUCGCUGAGGCCUACCUCCAACCCACUGUUGACCAGUCAGAGGGCUCGUUUUGCUGGGGCCGCCCACAAAUGGAUCUUCUCAAAGAGUUUUGUUACAGUCGAUUUGGUUGGAACAGCAGGAAGACCGAAGAAACUCUUCAACCAGUCCUUAAACAGCUCAGCACUCAACAGACACAGCUCCGCAUCGAUUCCUUCUUCCGCCUGGAGCAGCAGGAGAGACAGGCCAUCCGCAGCCAGCGCUUACGUCGAGCCGUAACCUGCCUCAAGAGGAAGGAGCGCGAUGGGGCAGAUAAUGAAUCUAGUGAGAGUAGUGAAGAUGAAAAGGUCUCACCAGUCAAGAAAGGGAAGAACUCCAAAGAGAAAGGGACUGGGAUGUUUGGAGGAGGUUUUAUCGGGUUGGACGUGAGCUUUAACAGUCCGGAAGAGACAAUGAUCGUGGGAGAAGUUGAGAACAAGCCUAAAGCUGUAAAGAGCGAGCUGUUGAAUGUCGAAUCCAGUAGCAGCAGUUCAGAAGAUGAACUCAAACAUAACAAUAGAGCUACAAUGGUUACUGCACGGUCUGUCUUUGAGGGGAAAACAAGAGGAAGGGGAAAAAGAGGAGGAAGAGGAGGACGAGGAGGAAGAGGAAAGACCAAGAAAAACGUAUAAUGUCAGAUAAUGUCAGGAGGAAACUUAAAUAUUAUUUAUCAAUUUGUAUAUAGAAUUGCAAACCUAUUAUGUGAAUGGAACAACAUUAAAUUAUGGCAGAAAACUUUGGACGUAUAUUUACGUAUAAUGUUUCAACUAUUCGAUCAUGUGUAUUUUUGUAAAUUUUUGAAUAAAGAAAGCCAAUGAUCCAGGAAAAUGAAA
Molecule: messenger RNA, 3704 nt
Organism: Clarias gariepinus (North African catfish)
Lineage: Eukaryota; Metazoa; Chordata; Actinopteri; Siluriformes; Clariidae
Gene: ercc5
Product: excision repair cross-complementation group 5
Exons: 15
Coding region: 222-3503 (1093 amino acids)
Biological process (GO): nucleotide-excision repair
Cellular component (GO): nucleus
Molecular function (GO): DNA endonuclease activity; single-stranded DNA binding
Source: RefSeq, a predicted model, not a curated record